AUGCCUGUUAUUAAAGAAGUAAGAUCGUCGGAUGAGGAAGAUUCGUUUCCAUUUUCGCAAACUCAAAGAUUUACCAAAUCGGGAAAUGCAGCUGCUAAUACUAGCGCUUUGAAUCACUCAAGUCAAAUGAAAAUGCAACAACGAAAUAAAAUAAAUGAACCCCAUCUUAAACUCAAUCUCAAUGCUAUCAACAGUGGCGAGGAAGAUACUACUUAUGAUUCGGAUGAAUAUACGAAAAGAAGUACACAGCGAAGCGAGUCUGCUUUAUCAAAUACUCCUACACCAAAAGCACGUUCUUUUCGAAAGAGUAGUAUAAACAUUGAGAAGAACGAAAGCCCAAGCACACCAACUCGAAAACAGGAUACCGAUAAAAAAUCUCCCAUUCAUUCACCAUCGUACGGCUUUGAUGCCGAUAAAAAUAUAUCUGGCUCCAGAAUGAAAAGCCCGAGAAAUUCAAAAGUAACUAUUCAGGAGACAAUUAAUGAAAAUAAACAAGAUUCGCGUUCGCCCGAGGCGGAUAUAAUCGAAAGUCAUCGUCGCCCAUCAAUUAAAACAAGACAACAAAAUGAAGUAGAUAAAUAUAGCAGUCGGAAAAGUAGUAUAAUAGAGAAAAAUGAUCGUGAUAAUAACGAUAUAGUGGCAGAUGAAUCUUUUCAGUCAAAACGUGUUGUUGAUGGUUCUAAAGCACAAAAGCGAAUGUCAAACGAUACUAUUACUGAUAUUACCAAACGAGACUAUGAACAUGUAAGAGAGUUGUAA
Molecule: messenger RNA, 759 nt
Organism: Didymodactylos carnosus
Lineage: Eukaryota; Metazoa; Rotifera; Eurotatoria; Philodinida; Philodinidae
Source: the annotation of a GenBank genome assembly